AUGCUCGGUAUCCACGAUGUGCUGGGAUAUGUGGCGAAAGUCGUUCUUACUCUUUUCCUAUCGCUCUUGGAUCUCGUCCUCUAUUUCCUCGAUUUCUUGUUGAACCUUGAAGACUACUGGUCCGAAUCGAUGGUAGAGUUUAUCAUCUUCGGAGCUGAGCUCAAUGUUGCGCGCAAAACGAUCAAAUUCAAUCGCCCAUAUCUAGAUACCUACCGCAAGGGCGUUGUCGUCAGGAGCAUUCACGUCAUCGGCAAGAAAUUUGACAUGGUCAUCAACGGAAUGGAAAUUGCUGAUGGACAUUCCAAUGGACGCCAUCGAGCUCGUGUGCGGGGAGCUGAAGAAUGGAUCACAUUUGGGAGCCAGCUUGUUGUCAACAUGAACGACAUCACCAAGGACGUGGUGAAGGCGGGUGGUAGCGUAGAUCUUGAGUAG
Messenger RNA from Alternaria alternata, 432 nucleotides. RefSeq lists its product as hypothetical. Lineage: Eukaryota; Fungi; Ascomycota; Dothideomycetes; Pleosporales; Pleosporaceae. The record is from RefSeq and is a predicted model, not a curated record. Bases 1 to 432 code for a protein of 143 amino acids. The transcript has 3 exons.